AUGUCUGCUGCUACAAUGGGUUUCACGCCGGUUGUUGUCGGGGCUGGCCCUGAGCCCCAGGUCAAGGUCGAGGGCGAGGAAGCACAAGCGGGAGCCCCAGGAGUGACUGCUGGAGAAGCUGGAGGAGCGGAGCCACCCACAACCGGGUCCGCCGCCGCGCCCUCCGCGCCUGGCGCUCCCUCCAACCCCACCACUAACCCCCCACCUUCUACCAACGCCUCGACAUGUCCCUCUCCUUCUGGUGGCACGAACGGAGCCACCGCCAACGUCAACACCAACACCAACAGCGACAUCAAAAACGAACCGAAAAACGACACGUCCGAGACGGCAGGAGAGGCGAGAAGCGACUCUGCCACCCCCAACUCCGCCUCCGUAACCCCCACCGGCGCCAGCUCUUCCACCGCGCCCAACGCUGGGUCGUCGGAUGCGCCUAUCGCCCCAUCCAAGGACAAGGACAACGGGCGGGGCCAGUUUUCGCUCACGCCCGUGUGCCAAAACUGCCAGACCUCCACCACCCCGCUCUGGCGACGUGACGAGGCGGGACAGGUGCUCUGCAACGCGUGUGGCCUGUUCCUUAAGCUGCACGGCCGAGCACGCCCCAUCAGUCUUAAAACCAACGUCAUCAAAUCGCGUAACCGGAUCAAAAACCACGGCCACGGACCCGGUAACCCGGCCGUCGCUCACGGCGUCCAAUACUCGGUGGUGUCCGCCUCCCACCUGCCCCACGUCCACCCCCAGCACCAGGGCCACCACAACGGGCCCCAUCCGCCCCAGCAACACGGGGCUCCUCACUCCCAGCACCCCCACGGCCCACCGCCGCCACCCCACCACCAACACGCGCCCCCGGGCAUGCACGUGCCCAUGCACGUGACCCACAUUGGCCACCACCCGCCCCCACACAUGUGGCAGGGCCAGGCGCCACUGCACCAUCAGCAGCAACACGGCCCGCACCCGCACCCGCACCCGGGCGCCCAGCAGCACGCGCCGCUACACCCAAUGGCCGCUAUGAAGGACCACCCGCAGCAGCAUUACCUACCCCCACCGCAGCAGUAUGCCUCGCCACAGUUCCGCGAGCAGCAGUCUCCUAGUCUUCCUGGAUUUGGCUCGUUAACUGGAGGCAGCAGUAAUGGUGGUAACGGAGGAAAUGGCUCCACUGCCCCCUCGGGAACUGCGACUCCUGCUGCAGGAGCCACUGCCCCCGCCACUCCUUCCGCGGCAACUGCUCCAGCCACUCCGGCAGCUGGCUCCGGGUCUCCGACACUCAAAAAGAUCACGUCGCCUCUGCUGUUGUCUAACAACCCGCCUGGUGCUCUCCCCAACAGUGCGCUCGACCAACUGAGUGCAGCUGCAAGUCAGUCGCCAUACCUGACCGGCCAGGGCGAGCACGGAGGCGCAGGUGGACCGCAUACUGCAGGUGCAGGUGCAGGUUCAUCUGGCCCUGGAGACCUCAAGACGAGGCUGUCUGAGCUGGAACUCGUCAACGAUCUGUUCCGAAGCCGGGUUGCCGAGGUGGAGGCCGCAGAACAGGCUGCCAGACGCUCCGAGGCGUCCAUGCGGGAGUCGGAAAUGCUGCUGCGUUCGGCGCUGCACAGACUUGAGACCCGCAACCGUGUGCUGGAAAAACGAUGCAAGCUGCAGCAGGAAAAGCUGGAGGAGGCCGGCAUCAAGGUGGACGACGACGACGAUGUGCUCGAGGACAGUGAUGUGGUGCUGCCGCCGUUGCGAGAAGCCACAUCGGGAGAUGCACAGACGCAAGCUGCACCAGCAGCGGACGGUAUGACGUCGACGACGAUUCUACCGGCGUCUCCUGCGCGACGGAGACGCUCGAGUGUGGGCGGACAUGAGUCUGCGAAGCGAGAGUUCGAUGGACUGAGAAAGAAGGUGAGGGUGAGUGACCUGCUCUGA
Molecule: messenger RNA, 1905 nt
Organism: Yarrowia lipolytica CLIB122
Lineage: Eukaryota; Fungi; Ascomycota; Dipodascomycetes; Dipodascales
Source: RefSeq, a predicted model, not a curated record